AUGGAUAGGAACAGAGAAGCAAGAAGAAGUGGGGGUAUGGUAGCAGCGGCAGCUACAUCUAAUGGAUUAUCAUCAAGACGCAGACAUAGAACUAAUAGUCUUAGAGAUUCCCCUGAUGAAGAUGGGGGUGUAGAGAUACAAGAAUCUGUAAGGUUAAGGGAAAGAGUGAAGAAAGAUCGAGAUCGUGAACGGGAAAGAGAAAGAGAACGAGAACGAGAGAGAGAAAGGGAUAAUAGGGAUAGAGAUAGAGAUAGGAUAAGUCGGAGUAAAAGGAGGAGAGGUGAAAGGUUAAUUGGUGGUGUUGAUGAUAGUUCAGAAGAAAGUGUAAACGAUGAUGAAGAAGAAGAUGAUGAAGAUACUACUACUACAACUACUGCUACUGCUAACAACGUUGGUGUUUCAGGUAGUAGUAGUACAAGGUUGUUGCCGCCGAAUCCUCCGGUACCGGUGACGGUGGGGUCCAUUUCAAAUCACCACCAUCAUCAUAAUAACCAUAAUCAUAAUAAUCAUCAUUUACAGCCUCCGAGGAAGAGUUUUCCACCAAAUACUACAAGGGUUUUUAGGACAGCAACACCAGCAGCAGCAGCAGCUCCUGUUUGGAAACCUGGUGAUGAAAUGAUUGGUGUUUCUGUCCCAAGAAAAGCCCGUUCUGCAUCUACUAAGAGGUCACAUGAUUGGAUUUCUGGGGUCAGCGGUGGUGGUUGUGUUGGUGGUAAUAGUGGUGUUAUUACAGGAGAGCAAAUACAUCAGCAAGUUUCGACAGCAUCGCCGGUGAGACAGAAUAUUCCGGCAACAUCAACACAAUCACCGGCAGCUCCUUUAUCUCCAUCUUCUUCCAAUGUUUCAGUCAGAAAGAAAAUUAAGCCUAAUGGACAAAAAAGGCCGCCGGCAAAGUCACCACCAAAAGCUGCUUCAUCCAACAACCCUGAAGAGCUAGAGAUUGAGAUUGCUGAAGUGUUAUACGGGUUGAUGACCCAGUCACAAGGACCUUCCAAGAAAGAAAGUGGUGGAGGAGGACGAAAUGAUACAACAAGAGAAGUCAAUAACAGAUCCAGAGUUUCUUCUCCUGUUUCAAAUUCUAACUCAUCAGCUACUCCUUUAUCUGCUGUUGCUCCAAAGAGGAAAAGACCGAGGCAAGUCUUGGAAAAUCCUGGAGGAUUUGGUGCAAGGAGCAGCCCCAUUUCAUCUUCUACAGCUACUAAUAAAGUGGAGAUGGAUCAGACAACAACAAUGAAGAUGGAGGUUUCUUCUCCUAAUUUGGAGAAGACCCCACAAUCUGCUGCUGAAAAUGGUGUAUCUUUAUAUGAUUUAAGUGCUUCUGUACAAAGUUUGCCGGUUGCAUCGGAUCCGGUACCGGAGACGAUGAAGGUGGAAUCUGAGGCCAAGAGGAGGCCUGAGGAAUCUGAAUUUAUGGAGAGUAAGGAGGAGGUGAGGGAGUCUUCUACUUUGGGAGCAGAAAAUAGUAAUCGUGAGGAUGCUGUUGCAGUUACCCAAGUGAUUGUUUCAGAAGUUGAAAGUCAGAGAGAGGAGAAAUUCCAGAUAGAUCUUAUGGCCCCUCCACCGCAGUUAAGAUCAUCACCUGAAAGGGAAGCUGAGAUAGAUUUUGGAUCAGCAGCUGUGGAUAAGAAGCCUAUUUUAGCAGAAAAUAUAGUAGAAAUGAAGCCUUCAGUGAAGGAGAAGGAUAAUGAAAGGAUUGGCAAGGCUGAGAAAGAAGAAGUGAUCAGUGUUGAAGCUGACGAAAAGAAGACAAAAGCAGCAGCCCUUGAGGAACUUAAUCCUCAUAAGGCAAGUGAGGGUAGCAGGGGUAGGAAUAUUGAUCUUCAGCUAGAUUUGGAAAGGCCAGAAAAGGAUAGUGGUGUAAGUAGCAAAUUCCAACAGCAGAGUCAAAAGUUGCUGCAGCAGCAGCCUCCACCACAAAAAGCUACUAAAGAAGAACCAAUUAUAGAAAAAACAGGUCAAUCAAGCUCUUUACCAAUGCCAAUGUCUAUGGCUAGCUGGCCUG
This is a messenger RNA of Nicotiana tabacum (common tobacco), 2002 nucleotides long. The record is from RefSeq and is a predicted model, not a curated record. NCBI's taxonomy places the organism in Eukaryota, Viridiplantae, Streptophyta, Magnoliopsida, Solanales, Solanaceae.